This is a messenger RNA of Coregonus clupeaformis (lake whitefish), 512 nucleotides long. Its product is annotated as thymosin beta-11. Gene Ontology annotation, molecular function: actin monomer binding. Gene Ontology annotation, biological process: actin filament organization; regulation of cell migration. The record is from RefSeq and is a predicted model, not a curated record. The transcript is spliced from 3 exons. The coding region runs from base 149 to 286 and encodes 45 amino acids. NCBI's taxonomy places the organism in Eukaryota, Metazoa, Chordata, Actinopteri, Salmoniformes, Salmonidae. Gene Ontology annotation, cellular component: cytoplasm.
CCCUUUCCCUGACCACACCCUUCUGGAACACGCAUGCAGCGUCAGACGGAACUCUGAACCGCUAAUAGAGAGACACAGACACCAGCACGUGCAGCUUCUGGAACCAGCACACCCUGCUCUAAGCUCUCUUUCUCCACUUACAGCCAUCAUGUCUGACAAACCCAAUAUGAGGGAAAUCUCCAGCUUUGAUAAGACCAAGCUGAAGAAGACGGAGACCAGAGUGAAGAACCCAUUGCCAACCAAAGAAACAAUCGAUCAAGAGAGGAAGCGAGAGCCAUCGCCUUGACCAGAGGAAGAGAAGAGUUUCAGACAAGCUACUUUAAUAUGAUUAUCUGACCUAUGUCUGCCAAGAACCAACACUAUAACAGGACCUUGACUUUUAUCACACUGGUGCUAAAAAAAUAUCUGAUGUGGAAAGAUCUGAUGUGAUUGGUCAAAAGAAAAGAUCAGUAUUGGGCUGCCUGUGUAAACACCGCCUUAGUCCGAGUAAUAAAGGCGACACUGAGAAAAAA